This is a messenger RNA of Pisolithus orientalis, 1209 nucleotides long. RefSeq names its product RNA polymerase Rpc34 subunit-domain-containing protein. Bases 1 to 1209 code for a protein of 402 amino acids. NCBI's taxonomy places the organism in Eukaryota, Fungi, Basidiomycota, Agaricomycetes, Boletales, Pisolithaceae. Gene Ontology annotation, biological process: transcription by RNA polymerase III. The record is from RefSeq and is a predicted model, not a curated record. Gene Ontology annotation, cellular component: RNA polymerase III complex. The transcript is spliced from 8 exons.
AUGAGUGGCCGAAAGCUCAGCGCGGAUGAGCUCAAGCUCCAUCAAGCUGCUCUCGCAGCACACGACAAGAUACUUGCAGUGAAAGAUGCUGACAAGGUUGUACCGGAUGCAGCUGCUUGCAUGGCUGCCAUCAACUUUUUGCUCGGGACGGGGAUGUUCAAGGUUAUGGCCAGUGCUGGUGGGGUAACUGCAUUCCGAGCUGUGGCAAAGAAUGAGAUAGAAAUAAAGAAGGACAUGAUGCCCGAAGAAGCUAUGGUCCUCAGCCACAUCCAAGCAUCCAGAAAUGAAGGAAUAUGGACGAAACACCUAAAAGCCAAGACCGAACUGCACCAGACUGUCAUCGAUCGCUGUCUGAAAUCCCUAGUCCAAAAACAACUCCACCCAAUGCACAAGAUAUACAUGCUUGCUCACCUGGAGCCAUUGGUAGAACUCAUGGGUGGUCCCUGGUACACUGACAAUGAACUAGAUGCUGAGUUUAUCAAGCUUUUAUCUUCUGCAUGUCUCCAUUACAUCUGUGACUGCAUAGGAAAACAUGUUUCACCUAAUCAAAUAUGUUUAUACGUGAUAGGUGCAGCUUCAUCUUACCCAUCCACACAACAAAUACAACACUUCCUCAGCAAGAGUAAGAUUAUGGAGACAGAGUUGGGAGUUGAGCAUGUAGAGAUGCUCUUAAGAGUAUUGGAGCUCGAUGGUGAGAUUGAAAAGAUUCCUGCAUUCAGUGCUGGUGCCUGGAAUCUUCUGUCUGAUUCUGAAGGAAGUGGUUCCGGCUUGGAAUCUGAAUUGAGUGAGGAUGACUGCUCUUGUUUGAAGAAGCAUAAGUGUGGUUCUAGCAAGACCAAAGAGUCGAGCAAGUGCAAAUGGUGGAGGACAAAAGAAGACUCCAAAAGUGAUUCAGACAGUGAAUCUGAGGAUUGGUCAAAGGCGAAGAGAUGGAAGAAAUGGUCAAAGAGAGACAAGGACAGCGAUGAAGAAAGUUCUGCAAAAUUGUCAAAGAAGAGGAAGUGCAAGAGUAAACAUAGUGAUUCAUCUUCAGAGGAGGAAGAGGAGGAAGACAGAAAAAAGAAACAUAAACACAAGUCAAAAAAAUGCCAGGAUAUGUCUUCCACCAAAGAAUCUGAAUCCAGCGAGGUUUCAAAUGGUAUCUUCGUAUAUCGUGUGAUCAGACAAGAGCAUGUCGUGCUUGGCUGGUCACAGGCCCCUUGCAGGUGA